AGAAAAUUGCCAAAUCAAGUGACGUGUGACGUGUGCGUACUUUUUCAAUUCGACGAUGAUUUAUUUGAUAGAUUGAUACCUGCCUACCAAUUUUUAAUUAGAUAUACUUCAUAGAAGUGUAAAUAGAAACAUCUAUUAUGGUAGUUUUAGAAGGAAACGGUGGCGACGGCCAACCCAUUUCAGCGGACGAAGAGCCAAAGCUGGAGACCAAGUUGUCGAGUCCUCUAGCAUUAGAAAUAUUCCGUGUUACCAAGGAUGCUCAACAGCAACACGGCCUCCGCCAUGGCGACUACCAGAGGUACCGCGGGUACUGCUCGCGCCGUCUCAGACGCUUGCGGAAAGUGCUCAAAAUACCCCAGGGAGACAGACGUCAUUACCGUCGUCGUGACGUUACAGCCACCCACCUGACCGGCAGCAACUCGGAGAGUCGUUUGCUGUGUGUGCCGUUGCUGCAAGCGGAGCGUGCGUGGGCCCACGCUAUGCAGCUGAGACAGGAAGCUAACACUGAGCCUAGGAAGAGGUUCCAUCUGGUAUCGCGGUUAAGAAAAGCGUGUACCCAUGCUCAAAUGCUUCUGCAACUUUGUGAGCAAAGCGGCGCGUGCGACGCUCGCACGCAGUUAGAAGCGGGCGCGUACGCAGCGUGGCUCGGCGGCGCGCUAUUACUGGAGUUGCAACAGUGGCGCCCCGCUGCCGAAAGCCUCACGCGCGCGCAACUCGUACUGGAGAAACUGAGUGCCGCUCUACCAGAGGAGGAGCGACUUUUGUACAAGCAGAAGGUGGAAGAAUUGAAACCGAGUCUUCGCUACUGCGCCUACAACAUCGGCGAUGAAUCUGCGGCGGGAGAUCUGGUUGCUAUGCGAGGCCAAGGGCUCAUAGAGAAUUUGGACACGCUUAUGGCUCAAGCUAAGGAGUCUCGUUCCGGGGUGAUGCACGAAGUAGAAUGGCGUGGCCGCCGCGUUACAGUACGCCCGGAAAAAGUGCGACUAUUCCUGAUCGCUCUGCAGGAUUUGGACAAGUCAGUAGCCAGCGCACAGUCCGUCCAAGCGAAGAUCGACGUUCUGGAAAACGUUCUCAUGGAUUGCAAAGACGCCAUAACCGCCAUCAAGGACGAAAUAAAAAACGACCCCAAACUUAAAACGGCUACAGAGAAUCAGCAGCUAUCCAGCAUUAAUUACUUGCUAUCUUAUCUGAUGUAUCUCCGUCUCGUUCGCACCAUCGAGAGGAACAAUUUACUGGUACAGCAAGCCGAAGAGGCGCGGAAAUACAACGUCCAGAUCGACGGCAAGAAGGUCCGCCCGCAGGACUUGACGAGACUUUACGAGAUCAUUUUGCAGAACUACGUCGAACUGCAACAGUUGCCGGGCUUCGAAAACGAUGCUGGCUAUCAGAAGGAGAUAGAGAACGAGUUGAAAGCCUACAGGGCAUUCCGGUGCUAUUAUAUCGCGCAAGUGCUGACGGGUCUGAGACGGUUCAGAGAAGCAUUAGCUAUGCUUGAGCGUUGCAGCAUAUAUACAACUGAAUCUUUAGCUAGUAAAUUGCUUGACAAUCAAUUGCUGGAGAAAUUGCGCGUCUUGCAAAAGGACAUAGAGAGCUGCAAGUUUGAGGUUCACGCCGACUCCGUUCUAGAAGAUGACGAUGAGGACGAGGAGUCGAAGUUCACGAGCGGGAAGUCUUACAAGGACAAGAAGCCACUUGUGGAUCGGUUGGACGAUUACCGAGAAGAGUCCCAAGUCCUCACUAAGAACCCGAACAUAUUCAAAAUGCCGCCACCGAUGGAAGCUGUGCCCUGCAAGCCUUUGUUCUUCGAUUUGGCGUGCAACUUCAUUGAAUUUCCCAACUUGGACGACAAGACGGGCGUCGCGAACAAUAAGAAGCAAGGAGCUGGCAUUACUGGUCUUGUAAAAGGUUUCCUUGGUUGGGGUAAAAGUGACAAGUAAUACAAAACACGCCCUUUGUACUGUACAAGUAGCCAGAAAUACAUAAAAUCAAAUGGG
Pararge aegeria (speckled wood butterfly) is the source of this 1994-nucleotide messenger RNA. RefSeq names its product signal recognition particle subunit SRP68 (gene Srp68). Gene Ontology annotation, biological process: SRP-dependent cotranslational protein targeting to membrane. The coding region runs from base 138 to 1937 and encodes 599 amino acids. Gene Ontology annotation, cellular component: signal recognition particle, endoplasmic reticulum targeting. NCBI's taxonomy places the organism in Eukaryota, Metazoa, Arthropoda, Insecta, Lepidoptera, Nymphalidae. Gene Ontology annotation, molecular function: endoplasmic reticulum signal sequence receptor activity; signal recognition particle binding; 7S RNA binding. The record is from RefSeq and is a predicted model, not a curated record. The transcript is spliced from 6 exons.